Molecule: messenger RNA, 543 nt
Organism: Chenopodium quinoa (quinoa)
Lineage: Eukaryota; Viridiplantae; Streptophyta; Magnoliopsida; Caryophyllales; Amaranthaceae
Exons: 1
Coding region: 1-543 (180 amino acids)
Source: RefSeq, a predicted model, not a curated record
AUGGCAUCUUUUGGAGCAUUGUAUGGAAGGAAGAGCAAAAGCCCAGUGUGUUGGAAUGAUUAUAGUGAACAUGUUACUUUAGGGACAGAAUUUAUUGAGGAUAUGGUGAGCAAGGUGAGACUGAGUCAGUCACGAAUAAAGGUAGCACAAGAUAGGCAAAAGAACUAUGCCGACUUGAAGAGAAGGGAUGAUGAGUUUAGUGUUGGGGACAAGGUCUUUCUAAAGGUUUCUCCAACAAAAGGCAUGAUGCGAUUCGGCAUGAAAGGGAAGCUUAGUGCUAAGUAUGUGGGGCCGUAUGAAAUUCUUCAACAUGUGGGGAAAGUGGCUUAUCAGUUGGCUUUGCCAAUGGAGUUUGAGAAAAUGCAUGAUGUGUUCCACAUUUCCCAACUAAAGAAGUAUGUGCCUAGUGAAACUCACGUGUUGCAACCAGAGACUAUUCAACCAGAUGAGUCUCUAACUUAUGAAGAAAUACUAGUCAAAAUCCUAGAUCACAAGGUGCGUAGUACUAGAAACAAAGAUGUGAAGAUAGUGAAGGUCCUUUGA